Messenger RNA from Penicillium atrosanguineum, 1137 nucleotides. Its product is annotated as putative glycosyl hydrolase. Gene Ontology annotation, biological process: carbohydrate metabolic process. The record is from RefSeq and is a predicted model, not a curated record. The coding region runs from base 1 to 1137 and encodes 378 amino acids. Lineage: Eukaryota; Fungi; Ascomycota; Eurotiomycetes; Eurotiales; Aspergillaceae. The transcript is spliced from 3 exons.
AUGUUCUCUUCCCACGGUCGUCUUGCUUCUUCGCUCACCGUAUUGCUCUUGGCAGGUGCUACGGUUGCCGACAAUGCUAGGUCAAGAGCGGAGGAUGCUUUCAAGACGCUUCAGGGCUGGUAUAAUCCCAGUACUGGUCUCUGGGAUACCGCUGGAUGGUGGAAUUGCGCCAAUGUUAUGACUGUGGUUGCUGAUCUAGCUUUGGUUGAGCCAUCUGUCAUGGAUAAUGCUAGCUAUGUCUUCAAUAAUACAUUGAUCAUGGCUCCUCCUCAGAACCCUCAUCCAGGCCCCGAAGUCAAGGUCAACAGCGCGCGUGAUUUGAGCGCGCGAGUCAACCAAGCUGUCAAUGCCUCCCAGUGGCUUGAUUCGGCCUACGACGAUGAUGGAUGGUGGGCCCUUGCAUGGAUUGCUGCGUACGACGUCACCGAGGACAACCAGUAUCUCCAGCUCGCCGAAGGCAUUUUCGAUGGCCUGACCAAGGCUUGGGGUACCCGCUGCAGCAACGGUGGUAUUCCAUGGAACCCGUCCAACGAUUACGUGAACGCGAUUACCAACGAACUCUUCCUCUCCACUGCGGCACACCUUGCAAACCGAGUGCCUUCGCAAAAAGACUACUACGUCGACUGGGCCCAGAGAGAGUGGAAUUGGUUCCUGGCCCAGGGUUUCAUCGGUGAAAACAACACCAUCAACGAUGGACUUCUAGACAACUGCCAAAACAACGGUGCUACUGUUUGGUCCUAUAACCAGGGUGUCGUACUCGGCGGCCUCGUCGAGCUAAACAAAGCCGCGCCAAACGAAACCUACCUGGAAACAGCUAACACAAUUGCUAAAGCCGCAAUUGAGACCUUGACUGAUUCCAACAAGGUUUUACAUGACUCGUGUGAGCCAGACAACUGCGAGCCCGACGCAACUCAGUUCAAGGGUGUCUUCAUCCGUAACUUGGAAAUGUUGCAACGCGCAUCGCCACAUGACAUCUACAAAGAGGUGAUCAUCAACUCCGCCGAUAGUAUCUGGAACAACGACCGAAACGGACAGGGCCAACUUGGCGUUGAUUGGGCUGGCCCGUUGCAUAACCCUGCCGAUGCUACUACUCAUAGUUGCGCCAUGGAGGCUUUGGUUGCUGCGAUUUCUGUCUAA